AUGCCGCCCAAGAAGGAGGUCAAGCAAGAGAAGGUGCUGCUCGGGCGGCCGGGCAACAGUCUGAAGAGUGGGAUCGUCGGUCUCGCUAAUGUCGGCAAGUCGACAUUUUUCCAGGCCCUGACGAAAUGCUCUCUGGGCAAUCCCGCCAAUUUCCCCUACGCAACCAUCGAUCCUGAAGAGGCGCGAGUCAUUGUGCCUGAUGAGCGAUACGACUGGUUGGUCGAGCACUACAACCCCAAGUCGCGGGUACCUGCCAACCUCACAGUCUACGACAUUGCUGGUCUGACGCGAGGCGCCUCGACAGGUGCUGGUCUUGGCAAUGCCUUCUUGUCUCACAUCCGAGCCGUCGACGCUGUCUUCCAGGUCGUGCGAUGCUUCGAUGAUGCCGAGAUCAUCCACGUCGAGGGCGAUGUCGACCCAGUCCGUGAUCUUGAGAUCAUCGCCGAUGAGCUUCGAAUCAAAGACAUUGAGUUCGUGGAGAAAGCACACGAGAACCUCGUCAAGCAGACUCGGCGAGGCGGUCAGAGUCUCGAGAUGAAGAAGUUGAAAGAGGAGCAAGCUACCGUGGAGAAGAUCUUGGACCUGCUCAAAUCCGGCAAACCCGUACGGCAUCACGACUGGCAACCAAAAGAGGUCGAAGUUAUCAACCCACUCUUCCUCCUGACAGCCAAGCCUGUUGUCUACCUGGUCAAUUUGAGCGAGAAGGACUACAUUCGACAAAAGAACAAGUAUCUGCCAAAGAUCGCCGAGUGGGUCAAGGAGCAUUCGCCCGGCGAGCCAAUCAUCCCAAUCUCAGUCUCGUUCGAAGAGCGCCUGACCCGCUUUGAGACUGAGAAGGAGGUAGAGGAGGAAUGCAAGACGCUUGGAACCAAGUCAGCCCUCCCCAAGAUCAUCACCACCAUGCGCAAAGCACUCAACUUGGGCUCUUUCUUCACCACUGGCACGGACGAAGUACGUCAAUGGACCCUGCGGAACGGCACCAAGGCGCCACAAGCAGCUGGUGUCAUUCAUGGUGACUUCGAGAAGACCUUCAUUCAAGCUGUCGUCUACAACUACGGCGUACUGAGGGAGGAAGGUGACGAAGCACAAGUGAAGGCGAAGGGUAAGGUCAUGACGAAGGGCAAGGAAUAUGUGGUUGAGGAUGGCGAUAUCCUGCUCAUCAAGGCUGGUGCUGCCAAGUCAUAA
Molecule: messenger RNA, 1185 nt
Organism: Zasmidium cellare ATCC 36951
Lineage: Eukaryota; Fungi; Ascomycota; Dothideomycetes; Mycosphaerellales; Mycosphaerellaceae
Exons: 3
Coding region: 1-1185 (394 amino acids)
Cellular component (GO): cytoplasm
Molecular function (GO): ATP binding; GTP binding; ATP hydrolysis activity
Source: RefSeq, a predicted model, not a curated record